UUGUAUUUCUAUCUAUCUACGGUCUUCUGUAAGCUAUGUGGGCGUCAGGACGGGUUUACUACCCCUUUUUCGGAUUUUUUUCUUUUGUCUUUUGGGGGAAAUGGAGUUCGGGGUGUUAUAGGCAUGGGAGCAUGGAAGGUUUGAAGGAAAAGGUCUGAAGGAAAUAAGGGAACAUGUAUGGUACGAUAUGUUAUGGAUAUACAUCAUCAUUGUCAUUGUUAUUGUUAGUCCGUCAUUGCAUAAGAUGAUGUCUUCCCCCCAUAUAGGGCGGGCGAGGCCGGCUAGGACUGGUGUCCGUCGGUUAUGGAGUUAUCAAUUUGUGUUCUUUAGGGCGCGAAGGUUGUUGAAUAUACAUAUGUCCGUGUGGAGAAUGAAAAAGUGUAUUGGCAUAGUACUUGUAAUUUAUGAACCCACCCUAUUGUUUGAAUAUCGUUGGCGUGGAUAAAAAAUUGAAGAUGUUAUCAGUGCCCAAGUAUUUCGAAAACACGUUCAUGUACGUC
This is a messenger RNA of Aaosphaeria arxii CBS 175.79, 500 nucleotides long. RefSeq lists its product as uncharacterized. NCBI's taxonomy places the organism in Eukaryota, Fungi, Ascomycota, Dothideomycetes, Pleosporales. The transcript has a single exon. The record is from RefSeq and is a predicted model, not a curated record. The coding region runs from base 188 to 445 and encodes 85 amino acids.